Closterium sp. Naga37s-1 is the source of this 3201-nucleotide messenger RNA. The record is from the annotation of a GenBank genome assembly. Lineage: Eukaryota; Viridiplantae; Streptophyta; Zygnematophyceae; Desmidiales; Closteriaceae.
AUGGCAGCAGUGCCAGCGCCGUCGCCGGGGCCCACAGGAGCGCGGAUUGCGGCUCAGACGUUCACGUUUCGAGAGCUGGAGCGAGCGACAGGCGGGUUCUCCGAGAAGAAUUUUAUAGGCGAGGGCGGGUUUGGUCGCGUGUACAAAGGGUGGCUGGAGUCUACAGGCCAGGUGGUAGCGGUGAAGCAGCUGGAUAGAAACGGCGUGCAGGGCAACAGGGAAUUCUUGGUCGAGGUGCUCAUGCUCAGCCUGCUGCACCAUCCGAAUCUCGUGAAUCUCAUUGGCUACUGCGCGGACGGCGAUCAACGGCUGCUGGUGUAUGAAUUCAUGCCACGUGGCGCUCUUGAGGACCAUCUGCAUGACCUACCCGAGGGCAGGGCGAGUCUGGAGUGGAGCAAGCGCAUGAGAGUGGCAGCAGGGGCGGCCAAGGGCCUCGAGUACCUGCACGAGGAGGCCUCCCCACCUGUCAUCUACCGCGAUUUUAAAUCCUCCAACAUACUCCUCGACGAGAACUGGCACCCCAAGCUCUCGGAUUUCGGGCUGGCGAAGCUGGGGCCUGUGGGGGAUAAGACGCACGUGUCGACGCGCGUGAUGGGCACGUAUGGGUACUGCGCGCCCGAGUAUGCCAUGACGGGGCAGCUCACGGUGAAGAGCGAUGUGUAUAGUUUCGGAGUGGUGCUGCUGGAGCUGAUCACGGGGCGCAAGGCGAUUGACAGCUCGAGGCCGCAUGGAGAGCACAACCUCGUUGCUUGGGCGCGGCCACUCUUCAAGGACAGGAGGAAGUUCCCAGCCAUGGCGGACCCCUUGCUGCAGGGCCGCUACCCCAUGCGCGGGCUGUACCAGGCGCUGGCUGUUGCUGCCAUGUGCCUGCAGGAGCAGGCCAGCCAGCGACCCAUGAUCCACGAUGUGGUUACCGCGCUCAACUACCUGUCGUCACAGCCCUACGACCCAAAUAACAACCCGCAACCCAGGUUCUCUGCAGCACGCCUGGGAGAUGCACGCCAGGCUCCACACCCCUUCAGGAGAAUUGUCGUUAACUUGCUUGUUAUCCCCGCCUCCCUCACUUUCCUUUCAACCCCCCCUCCCUCCAUUCCCUUAAAUUUCUCUUACUGCAGCAUGCCUGGCAGAUACACACCAGGCACGACGCCCCUUCAUGAGAAGAAGGGGUCUCGCUCGCCCCGCGUGCGCAACCUGCAGUCCCCCCGCGCAUCGCCCCAACAGCAGCAGCAGCAGCACCAGCACCGACAGGGGGACUCCGGGGGUAGCACCCGCCUGUUGCCUCUCCCUCUCUCAUUCCCUCUCCCUCCCACUUCCCUCUUCCCCCUUCCGCCCCCUUUCCCUCUCCUCCCCCCCCUUAAUCUGCCCACUGCAGCACGCCUGGCAGAUACACGCCAGGCACGACGCCCCUUCAUGAGAAGAAGGGGUCUCGCUCGCCCCGCGUGCGCAACCUGCAGUCCCCCCGCGCAUCGCCACAACAGCAGCACCAGCACCAGCACCGACAGGGGGGUUCCGGGGGGAGUGUUCACCAGCAUCAGCAGCAGCAUCGGGCCACUCGCCGGAGCCUCCGAUGUUGACGAGUCGCCGCGCCAGCAUGAUGAAGCUUCCUCCGCUCUUCCUGCCGCUUCUGCUCUCCCUCCUUCUCUCAUCGUCGCAUGUCAAUCGCCCAGUCGUCGCACAGCAGUGCUCUGCGACGAUUCUCUGCGCCAACAACCUCUGCUGCAGCAAGUGGGGCUGGUGCGGCUCCACCGUCGAUUACUGCGGCUCUGGCUGCCUAUCCGGGCCCUGCAGUGGAGCCCCUUCCGCCUCCCCCUCUCCGCCUCCCCCCAAAAGCUCUCCGCCUCCGCUAACCAGCUCUCCCCCUCCGCCCACGAGCUCCCCGCCUCCGCCAACCACCGGAAUGCGGAGCGCAGAACGGCAACAGCAUCUGUCCGAACGGUCUCUGCUGCAGCAUCCACGGCUGGUGUGGCUCCACCCUCGAUUACUGCGGCUCCGGCUGGUUCCUUCCCCACUCAACCCCCCAAUUCUCUCUACCCCUCUCCACCCCUCUCCACCCCUCUCCACCCCUCUCCACCCCACCCCACUCCUCUCUACCUGCAUUUCACCAGAGUGCGGCGCACAGAACGGCAACAGCGUCUGUCCCAACGGCCUGUGCUGCAGCAUCCACGGCUGCGCAUGGCAUACUUUGUCAACUGGGCGGGCAUGGACCCAUCCCUCAUCCCUUCUGCCAGCCUAACGCAUGUCUUCUACGCCUUUGCACUCAUUGACGCCACCACAUACCAGGUCGUCCCAUCCAACCCAGCAGUGGACGUCACCCAGGGUCUCUACCUGCGCUUCAACUCCGCUCUGAAAACCGCCAACCCCGCCAUCAAGUCGCUCCUCUCCAUCGGGGGCUAUUCCGCAGGCACCACCACAUUCACCAACGCCGCCUCCUCCGCCUCCUCCCGCUCCGCCUUCAUCCAAUCCGCGAUCCAUUUUGCCCGGUCGUACAAUUUCGAUUGUCUGGAUAUUGACUGGGAGUACCCGACCGGGCAGACGGCGCUUUUUUCUGCCCUGCUCACGGAUUUCCGGGCGGCGAUCGAAUCCGAGGCGGCCAGUUCGGGGCGGCCGAAGCUGCUUCUGUCAGCGGCGGUUUCAGCCUAUGAGCCUACUGUUACUCAGGCCUACGACGUCCCGACGCUUAACAAAACACUGGACUUAGUUAACAUAAUGACUUACGAUCUGCAUGGGUCGUGGGAGGCAAAGACCGGCAUGCACACUGCUCUGGAGGAUCUGAGCAACCCGCAGCUGAGCCUCAAGGGUGCCAUGGCUGCCUGGGUGUCCCGAGGCUUGGACGGAAGCAAGGCCAUGCUAGGCUUGGCGAUGUACGGCCGAACCUGGACCCUAGCCUCUACAAGCAGCACUGGGGUCGGAGCUGCGGCCACCGGGCCUGGCCUGGCUGGGUCUGUGAGUCAGGAGGCUGGUGUCCUUUUCUACAGGGAGAUUUCUCAAAUGGUAGCAACUGGUGGUUACAAAGCUACACUUCAUACUCCAUCGUCGUCCAUGUACGCGGUGAAGGGGAACCAGUGGGUUGGUUACGACAACCCAUCUACCAUCACCACCAAGGUUAAUUAUGCCAAGGCACAAAGCUUUGGGGGGUGGUUCUUUUGGGCCCUGAACCAGGAUGCCAACAAUGCUUUGCUCAGUGCUGCGUCGGCCGUGUGA